CAUAGACAGAGGGAAAAGGUCUCCGUCGGCUGCAGAAGUAGGCUCAAAGUGUCACCGCUGCCUUGAAGAACAGGUUUUAGCCGAGCAAGAUGUCCUCUUCUUCAUGGAAUUGGCUGUUAGUUUUCACAAUUGCAAUCACAUUCUCACAAGCAAAAGGCACUUACUACUAUGGUUAUGACCCGGCGCCGACUACCGAGUCGCCUGCAUGUCCAUCAUAUAUCACCUCAAACAAAAAUGUAAAAUUCACCGCCUCGACCAGCAGCCAUGGGCCUGGGCACCCAAAAAUAAAUAGCAACGACGUAUGGUGUGCGGCAACUAUCAACAAACAACAAUAUCUUAUUGUUGAUUUAGGUGGUGUUGUCACAAUAGAUCAGUUGGCUGUACAAGGAAAAGCAAGCACAAAAAAAUCAGUUUCAUCGUAUUAUGUAAAAACAAGUAAAGACGGAUUUACUUUUUCUUACAUCCUUGAUGAAAGUGGAUCACGUCCUGAGGCAUUUUGGGGUAAAAUAAAGAAUGGUGAUGAUGUGGCGAAAACAGUUUUGAAGAAACCUGUCAAUGCACGAUAUGUAUUGUUUAAUCCGAGAGAACCACUUACUGCCUCAAACGGUCUCUGCCUGCGAGUGGACGUAAAUUUGUGCGCCGGAGACCUAACACCGAUAAAUGGUAGAUGGACGACUUGGUCCAGUUGGUCAGGAUGUUCUCAGCAGUGCAAUAUUUAUGGUCAAGGCUCUGGAUAUGGCAUCAGGAGUCGGUAUAGGAGUUGUACAAAUCCCAUUCCUACAUUCCAAGGAGCCGCAUGCAGAGGGAAUUCGGGUGAAGAUGGCUUUUGCCCCAACGGCUGCGCUUCUCAAGUGAAUGGACAAUGGGGCCACUGGUCACAAUGGUCUGGCUGUAGUAAAACUUGUGGUGACGGGACAGCAACGCGAACAAGGAAAUGUAACAAUCCUCCUCCAUCUGGAGGCGGUUCCUCUUGUACGGGAGACGCAAAACAAACUAAGGAUUGCAGCGAUCGUUUGCAUUGUCCAAUUAAUGGUGCAUGGUCUCACUGGUCCAACUUUGGAGGAUGCUCGGUGAGCUGUGGCGGAGGAAGACAGACACGGCAUAGGAUAUGCAACAACCCACAACCACAGCAUGGUGGCCAUGAUUGUGCGGGAAAUGAUUUCGACCAUCAAAACUGUAACUCUGACCCGUGUCCAAUUAAUGGAGGCUGGACUCAUUGGCAGUCAUGGUCAGGCUGCUCUGCGACGUGCGGAGGAGGUUCACAGACGCGCAAGCGCUCUUGCAACGAUCCACCACCACAACAUGGCGGCCAUCAGUGUAGCGGAAGCGAUACAGAUCGUCAGUCUUGCAACACUCAAAACUGCCCAGUUAAUGGAGGAUGGACUCAGUGGACACAAUGGUCUGCCUGUGACAAAACGUGUGGUGGUGGAAACUCCAAUCGACACAGGCAAUGUACAAACCCUCCACCACAGAACGGUGGUAAAACAUGCCCAGGAAAUAAAAAUGAAUAUCGGAGUUGCAAUUCUCAAGGAUGCCCAGUCAAUGGUGGUUGGAGUGCGUGGGGUCAGUGGUCAGGCUGCAGUAAGACCUGCGAUGGACAACGAACAAGGCACCGCUCAUGCACUAAUCCUUCACCAUCCAACCAUGGAGCCUCUUGCCCUGGGUCAAGAGUACAAUCUGAAGCGUGCAAUGUGGGGAAGUGUCCAGGCCCAGUAGAUGGCAGCUGGACAGCCUGGAGUGAAUGGUCGACCUGUACAAAAUCGUGCAGUGGAGGAACACAAAGGAGGACAAGAUCUUGCACCAACCCUAAACCCGCACACGGCGGGAAGAGCUGUGUGGGUGGGACAGAGGAGUCCCAGCAGUGCAACAAACAAGCAUGUCCAGUGGAUGGCGGGUGGACUCCGUGGAACUCAUGGACAGAAUGCAGUGCUACAUGCGGAGGUGGAACGCGAUCAAGAACACGAGCCUGUACUAAUCCACCACCGUCUGGUGACGGAUCAGGAUGUAUUGGCAGCUACGUGGAGGUCGAACAGUGCAAAACGCAUUCGUGUCCAGUGAACGGCAAAUUCUCUCCGUGGACUCAAUGGCAACAAUGCAGCAAGACGUGUGGAGGAGGAACUCAAACCAGGACCCGGCGGUGUGAUAGUCCUUCUCCCUCCAAUGGUGGGAAGGCCUGUACUGGAGAUACUUUCCAGACUCGAGAGUGUAACACCAAUACCUGCCCAGUUGAUGGUAUGUGGUCAAACUGGGCAAGUUGGACUGUCUGUAGCAGGACAUGCGGUGGCGGAACACAAUCAAGAAUGCGUCAGUGUGAUAGCCCGCAGCCGUCCAAUGGUGGGAAACGUUGUCUUGGCCAUGAUACAGAGACAAGGGAAUGCAAAACCCAGACUUGUCCAGUUGAUGGCGGAUGGACUCCAUGGGCUACAGGACCAUGCAAUGUUCUUUGUGGCGAUGGAAAACGCAACCGAACAAGAACGUGCACCAAUCCACCCGCCUCGGGAGGCGGUGACGACUGUAUGGGAACAACCUUUGAAACAGAGAACUGUAACCCUGGACCUUGUAAAACAACUCCAACGCCAACGGCAACGGCAGUGCCUACACCUACUAUAGAUCCGAAUAUCCCCAAAAUCGACCUCGUGUUUGCCUUAAGUGCUACAUCAGUAUCCUCUUCACUAUCUUACGAGCUAAUGAGAAACACCAUCAAGCGAUUCAUCGACAGAUAUGGGGUAAACAACAUCCAUUACAGCAUCAUUGUCUACGGCAACCAAGUAGUCCGGGUGGUCAAUUUUAACAGAACCUUUCCUCUCUCCGCAAAUGAGCUCAAAAUAGCCAUUGAUAAACAACCUGCUUUGUCCGGGGGCCCUGUGCUGAUAAAUGCACUACAAGAAGCCUACCGGGUCUUUAAAGAGAGUGUUGGACGACCGGGUGCCAAGAAGGUCUUGGUAGUUAUGACAGAUAAGAAUUCUGGUUCGCGUCCAAACUUCUUGAGCCAAGCAGUCAGACCUCUAGAAGAUCUCGGGGUCUUAGUGAUUUCGGUAGGAGUAGGAGAUGGAGUAUCCAGAAGCGAGUUGAGUAUCAUUUCACCUAACCCGUUGGAUGUCAUAUCCGCUCGUCUGAGCAUCAAUCCAUCAGUACUGGCAGUGCGUAUAAUGGAAAGGAUUCUCAAACUUAAUUUCCCGGACGUAGACGUUGGUUUUGCAAUCAGUGCAGCAUCAGCCAAUUCAGAUGAAAUCUUCAGUCUAAUGAAAGAAAUAAUCAACACCAUUAUUGACCGUUAUGGAGUCAAUAAAGUCCGGUUUAGCUUUAUCAUUUACGGAAGCAGGGUAACAACCAGAUUCACCUUUGACAAUGCACCAAUUACUCAAGAGGAACUUAUCAAGGCAGUAAAUGGAACCGACAAGGUCACUGGAGACCCUGACCUCGAAAAGGCUCUAGAAGAAGCCGAAAAGCUGUUUACAAAGUCAUCCAGGCCGAACGCUACUAAAGUGUUCGUUGUGCUCUCAGAUAUCGUCGGAGCUGGAGAUGACAACUCGCUCAUUGCUAAUGCUGCUAGGUUACGAAAGAGGGGUGUGCUCAUUCUGUCAGUGGGAUUUGGACAACAAGUGAACGCAAUUGGUAACCAGAUGACAAAGGUGGUUAUAACUCAAAGUGAUUACAUACGUGUGCCGGAUUUGACAACACAGAGGCCAGUUGUGAUAGCAGAGACCAUCAUGUUUAAAGCACUGCAAGCUAAUAUUCCAGAGAUCGACCUGACUUUUGUCAUCAGUGCCACCUCGGAUUUAGCCGAUAGAACAUUCACAUUGAUGAAGUCCACUAUCAAUUCAAUAAUUGAAAAGUAUGGAAUCGUCCGAAUACAUUACACCGUGAUUGUGUUUGGGUCUGACUUUACAAGAAGUUUUGACUUCUCUACCAAUGUGCCAAACAAAACAACAUUGAUCCGUUUGCUGACGCGACUUCAGAGGGAGACUGGCACUCCAGACCUGGAGAAGGCUCUUCAAGAGGUCAAGAAAGUCUACGAGCUGAGGGAGGUCCGGCCUAACGCGAAAAAAGUAGUUGUGGUCAUUUUGGACGAAAAAUCGGUCAAUACAGAAGUUCAGGUGAAAACAGCUGUUACCGAUUUGGUUCAGAAGAAUGUUUUGGUCAUCGGCGUCGGUGUCGGAGGAUCAGUGGAUCGAAAUGAGCUUAUAUACAUAACUGAGGAAAACCGAAAUAUCAUUGAGGUAGAACCAACGGAGAGGCCAGAGGAAGUCGCAAGGGAGAUUAUGUCAAUCAUUUUAAGAACUUCCGGUUAUUCACAGUGGUCUGAAUGGGGCGCAUGCUCAAGAACCUGUCGCCAAAGGGGCGUCGCCGGGACAAGACAACGCACGCGCACUUGUGUUAUUCCUGAACUAGGUUGUGAUGGCCCUCGUCAGAAUUUUGAAGAAUGCAACAAAAUCGACUGCGAAGGUUGUGGGGAAAGGACUCAACUCAGUGACUCAAACUACAGUGCCUCCACUGCAGUCCAACCAGCUAGCUUUGCCAAGCUGGACACUUCCAACCCGAGCGCAUCUCAAAGAGCCUGGUGCAGAAAUGCCAACGAAGUUGGUGGCUAUUUGCAGAUAGACCUGGGGGAAACUGCUGAUGUUUACCAGGUGGCCACAAAAGGUCAGGAACAAAAUGAUAGAUGGGUCAGGAGUUAUUACAUAACGCUGAGUUCAGAUGGUAACUCCUUCUUUAACUAUACUCAAGGCGGAAGAACGAAGGCAUUCUCUGGCAAUCGGGAUUCGAGAUCCGUUGUUUUCAACAACAUCAAUGCCUCACAAGCCGUUCGAUAUGUCCGUUUCCAUCCAAUCACAUUUAACGAGCAACCGUGUAUGCAAGCAUCGGUGUUUGCGUGUACUGAAUCAUCGACGCCAACAGUAGCAUCUGCUCAAAUAUCAGAAGAAGCAGGAAAUGGAGUUUUGAUCGCUUUGUGGAUAUUGGCUGGAAUUUUAACUUUCCUUCUUCUCUUGGCCUGUUUGUACUAUUGUUGCUGGCAUGUUUGCUGCAAGAGAGGAAAGAAGAGGAAAGGUCUGGCAGCCUUCAGAGAAGAAACAUCCACAGAGGAAGAUGGCGGGUACCUUAUAGAAGACGGUGAAAGUAAGAGAAGGAAUCUUCCUGCGGUUGCCAUGGUGCCAAGAGUACCAAAGGUCGACAAGGUUCCCGAAGACGAGGUGCAAGAGGUUAGCAUCGAGAUGAAAGAAGAUAGUGCCCAGCUUGGCGUCAUCCAAUUUGGCAUAGAAGCCGAUAACACAAAAGACCAACACGUGACUGCAGAAACUGUCCACUCUGAGACUCCAUUGUAUUCCCAAGAGGUCAACACUGGAACAGUCAAAAAAGGUGCCUCAAAAAUGACCAUGAGUUCCACUGACACUCAGAAAAGGAAACGCGCUCAGAGCGAAUCUGCUGCUGCAACUCUCGGGGUGGCCGAGGCGACUUCUCAUCAAUGGUCGCACCAGACGGAGCAGAAGCAGAGCUCUACUUUUACCAAUGAAGGUUACAUGAGAUCUCAAGAGUCGAUCGAGCCUACACAAGUUCAUUCCCGGACUCAGGAAUUAAGACGUGCUCAAAGCGCAGAUGAACUGUCCACCAUCGACUAUGACAUGUUUGCACAACGGCGUGAGUCGGCUCAGAGUAUUGUGAAAGGAGGUAGGGGUCAAGAUGGUUACAUGAGGAUGAAACAGUCUAGCCGAGGUUCCUCAAUCGAUGUAACGGACGGCGGGAUUCAAAUGGGAACAGUAGAUGUGGCCAUCGGGGGUAUCGGGGCACCGAAUGUCCGACGGGGAUCGAGUCAGUUCUAUGGAAUGGAAGAACAGGAAAUGACAUUCUCAGCAGAUAACGGUGGACGUCAUUAUUAUGAAUUGGAAGACGGGGGAUACCGUACCGAAGAAUGGUAUACCCGUGGGGGACAUGAACCCGGUCGGUUGAGGGAGGAAGGAUUUAGGGAGAUUCAUGUAGAACAUCAGCCUAUCUACCACGAAACAGAGAACGUCAACCAGGGCUUCAGGCACAGCCGACUAGUCUAAUAAGAACAGCUGUGUGGUCGAAACUAUGUCGUUCCAAACAACGAAGACAAGAUAAGAUUACGAUCUAUCCAAGCACAAUUUCUAGAAAUUUUUUUAUAACCGAUGAGUCUAACUUGAUAGAUUCAAAGGUCGAACUCUUUUCCUGAACUCUUAAACAGUUGGGUUGAAUUGAUCGUGGCCCCGUUUGUAUGUGGAACCUACUGUCUGACAGCGUGUUUAGGAUAAGUUUAAUUUAAUUACACUUUAAGGGUUCCAUUGAGAGCGGAGAUACAGCAGCUACAGGUAUGAAUUAAGGUGCAGAUCUCUUGCUUUGCUCUCCGCAAGGUAAUUAGUGGAGGAAACGGAAAAUGCUCUCUUCUUCUUCUGAAUUCAAUGAAUUAAAAGCAUUAAUAGCUGAAUAAGAAAUUGCAGCAAAUUAAUUCUUUGGGAACCAUAUUGACAGCAUUAAUACCUCAUCCUUCCAAAAAACUUUUUUUUAAAAAAAAAAUUAUAAUACUAAGUGAGAAAUGUGUGAUUAUUAUCGUGAAUUAUUUUUUUAAAGUUAGAAAUCAGCUCUUUCUGCAUAUUGCCAAGUCCCUAUUGCCCACAGAAUUAACGAAGUUCACCUGUUUACGCACAGGCUACCAUCACGUUUUUCCAUUCAAGGAAGAAAAUCGUGUCACGCCAACCUACAAUUGACAGCAGUGUGCUUGGUUAUCUUUCUUUAGGCUAAUUACUUCAUUAGCAUAAUUUCUCUACAUUAUAAUUAUAUGAUUAAAAAUAGCGAGCAGUGCUUUUCUAGAGCAUCCUAUUUGGAAAUUUACAAGAAUUUUGUACAGUUGAAUUUUCUUUUUUGUAUAUUGAGAAUGGAAGUUGCAGCACAUUGCUAUUAUGUUGCACUUUACAUUAUUCAAUUUAAUGUAUAGAAUCGUUAUUUCCAUUGUAUUAGCUGGAGGCAUAGGUAUUCCUUGAACUAAGAUAUGGUUUGUUAUUAAAGUGCUGAUG
Molecule: messenger RNA, 7028 nt
Organism: Stylophora pistillata
Lineage: Eukaryota; Metazoa; Cnidaria; Anthozoa; Scleractinia; Pocilloporidae
Product: coadhesin
Source: RefSeq, a predicted model, not a curated record